AUGUAUGAGCUUCGAGAUUCGCCUGGUAAAGGCAAGGGUCUGUUUGCCUCGGCGGCUGGUAUCCGGCAGGGCGAUUGCAUCAUUGCCGAAGCCCCUAUCCUCACCGUCGACCUUGCCCGGUUCAGGUUGCCGCCAGCCGAGCUCGAGCUGCACCUCGAGGAGAAACUGCAGAGCUUAGAAGACGAUCAGCGCGCCGAGUUCAUGUCCCUGUCGACAAACGGCGCCAAUGAAAAUCACCCGCUGUCCUCCAGAUUCCUCACCAACGCCCUCGGAACCGACGAGGAUGAUGACGACAGGCAGGAGCAACAGAAACAACAGCAACAGCAACAGCAAGGACGCCGCCAGCCGUACUAUAACGCAGUCCCGGCCGUAUUCCGCAAUGCGUCCCGCCUCAACCACUCAUGCGUACCAAACUGCCACUUCUCGUGGGACCGGACCGCGCGAACGUGUCUAGUCCACGCCAUUACAGAUGUGUCCCCGGGCGACGAGCUCACCGUCGCCUACGACUCGCGCGGCACCGCCCAGACCAAGGCUGACAUGGAGACCACUAUGGGGUUCAGAUGCGCGUGCCCUCGCUGCACCCUACCGCCCGAAGAAGUAUCAAGGAGCGAUGAGCGUCGGCGUGAGUUGAACGCCAUACUGGCCGAGGUGGACUUGGCGUACCGGGCGGCUGACCCAAGGGACCAGAGCAGAGAUGAAGAUGAGGGCAAGGAGGAACGGGAGGAAGAUAGAAAUGGGCGGCAGCAGUGGGACAUUCAGUCACCAAGAUCGUCUUUUGCCCCGGAGCGGAUCCUACCACUGUGUCGCAGGAUUGUGGCGCUCCAGCAGCUCGAGUUCGGCAGCGCGCCGGCGAUAAUGACGUACGAGCUGGGACUGGCAAUGCACUACGCCAGCAGCAGCUGCUUCCUGCACGAUGAUUACGUGCGGGCGUCUGCCUUUGCAUCCCGGGCGCUGGCGGCUUUUACGGUUUGCGAGGGUGCUGACGGCCAGAACGCGAGGGCCUAUCGCGACUUGACACGAGAUCUCGCCAGUACCAUACGCUCAAAGAAGCCUCUGGCCGGCAACCAACAGGCGUACGACCGUUGGUUAUGGUUGCCUGAGUAG
Pyricularia grisea is the source of this 1104-nucleotide messenger RNA. RefSeq lists its product as uncharacterized. The coding region runs from base 1 to 1104 and encodes 367 amino acids. The record is from RefSeq and is a predicted model, not a curated record. Lineage: Eukaryota; Fungi; Ascomycota; Sordariomycetes; Magnaporthales; Pyriculariaceae. The transcript has a single exon. Gene Ontology annotation, molecular function: protein binding.